UCAUAAUCACUUUCAUUGCACCAGGCCAUCCCCAGAAAAUUAUUUAAUCUGAUGACUUUAAUUUGAUAUAAUACUGUGUUUAUGAAGAUUAAGGGCAAAAUUCAAUGUCAACUGUCUCUUUCAAACAAUUAUUAAUCAUCUUCUAACUUUAAAGCUAAGCACUUGAAUUUUAAGAAAGAAACAAGCAAGCAAGAAAAUUACAAACAGAAAAGCAACCCCCAAAAAAAGGUACAAGAUCCUUUACGGACAAUUCAUACUUCAGACCAUACAUAGCAAUAAAACUCUUGUUUCCAGCUAAAACCCAUGUCUAGAAGCUCCCAUAGAAACCCUCUUUAAACCAACCUUCCAUGUUGUGACAAACAAGAAAAACUGAAAAUAAAACAAUCCAGUUCUCAAAUGGGUUUGCAUGGAAAAACGCUCUCUUUGCUAUCAGUUUCUUUGUUUUCGGUCACAAUCUUUUUGGGGUCCUUUACUUUUGUUGCAAUAGCUGCAGAUUAUACUACCUUGGUCUUUAAGGGCUGUGCAGACCAGAAAUUUCAAGAUCCAUCUGAAGUUUACUUACAAAACCUCAAAAACCUUAUGUCAACUUUGGUUUCACAAUCGUCACAGAAAACUUUCUCCUCCACCACCACUGGCCAGGAUCCUAAUGCAAUCACGGGCCUUUACCAAUGCAGAGGAGACCUAACAACAAGCCAGUGUUACAGCUGUGUCAGCAAGAUCCCGGAAAUAAGUGAUAAACUUUGUGGCAAAGCUGUAGCUGCCAGGGUUCAGCUGAGUGGCUGUUAUCUGAGGUACGAGAUUGUUGGGUUCAAACAGGUUCCAGAAACUGAGCUCUUGUACAAGGUUUGUGGGUCAUCUCAGGCAAGUGGAACUGACUUUGAGAGCAGAAGAGACACCGCUUUCGGCAUGGCAGAAGAUGGUGUGAAAAGUGGUAGCGGGUUGUUUUACACUGGAGAUUAUCAAUCUGUUUAUGUUUUGGGACAGUGUGAGGGUGAUUUGGCGACAAGCGACUGUGGGGAUUGUGCGAAGAGUGCUUUUCAAACGGCAAAAGAUGAUUGUGGUGACUCAAUUUCAGGGCAGGUUUAUCUACACAAGUGCUACAUUAGUUAUAGCUACUACCCCAAUGGAGUUCCGGCCAUAUCCUCACCUUCAGGGACAGGGACGAGGCAGCGGACUCAGAAGACGGUGGCAAUCGCAGUUGGUGGAGUAGCAGCUUUGGGGUUUAUUGUUGUCUGUCUGAUGUUUCUGAAAUCAGUGUUGAAGAAACGAAGAACUAAACAUGAAGCUUAUUGAAAGGAUGAGCUCCCUAAAAGGGAGAUUGAUGGGUCUAAAAUGCUAGAAAAAGAGAAGCUUUUGAUACGAGAAAAAGAAGAUAAACAAAGAGUCUCCACAGAUACUGAUCAAAUACCAACAUCCCAACAAUAGAGGCUGAUAGUGAUUAAAAAAAAAUUUCUCCCCAUUCACCUUCAAAUUUCAAUCCUGUAGAGUCCUCUGCUUUCUGCUUGUAAGUAUACAGAAUAUUGGGUUAAUGCCACUGGACAAGAAUGUUUACCUAACUAUUUACGAAGUGCAUAAAUUUUUUAUUCCCUUAGCUGUUUGUUUUUCAAAAUUGUCUUGAUUAUAUGACUUUCAAGUCCUGUUGCAAUCUGGGUAGGAGAACUUUGGGAGACGACUCAUUUGUUUAUUCAUUGUUUCUGUCUCAUUACAUGUUAAUAGCCGUCUAAGAAAGAGGCAUUUGGUUAGUAUUUUUAAGCAAUUGCUCAACUUUGAUUAGUACUUUACAAUCUAUGACUUUACAAUACAUGUUAAUAGCUGUAUAUGACUUUACAAUCUCACUGUGAAAAUGAUUGGAAAAGUAACAUUCCAAUAUAUAACUGCUUUUCUAGGUACCUACCAUUAAUUAAUAAAAAGCAAAUUAGUAAACAGUAAUUCCAUUUUACAUCUUGGAUUAAAUUUAUCAAUCGUCCAACUCUUUGUUUGAUUUGCCUUUCGCUUGCUACAGUGGAUAUUAAAAUUGUUUGAACUUGAGUCCAAAUCUUACAACAAGU
Messenger RNA from Durio zibethinus, 2048 nucleotides. Its product is annotated as plasmodesmata-located protein 1-like. Lineage: Eukaryota; Viridiplantae; Streptophyta; Magnoliopsida; Malvales; Malvaceae. Gene Ontology annotation, cellular component: plasmodesma. Gene Ontology annotation, biological process: plasmodesmata-mediated intercellular transport; transport of virus in multicellular host. The record is from RefSeq and is a predicted model, not a curated record.